AUGAUUAUGGAGAAUAAUUCAUUUUACUUGGAUCAUCAUCACCAUCAUCAUCAACAUGAUGUGGAAUCAACGUUGAAAAACGAGAUGCGAAAACUGGUUUUUAUCCCCAAUCUACAUGAAUCGAUGGAUAAAUGUAGCAAUAAUGAUAACCAAGGCAAACUGGAUCACUGUGGCCAAAUGUUUGCUCAAUUCAAUUGCAAUAACAAUAAUAGCCAAUUGCACAAUCUAAAGAUACGCAAAGAUAUCAAUACAGCCAUCGUUGACCAUCGAUCGAAUCGAUACAGUAUCGACGAGAUACUCGGCUUGAAAUCAUCAUCCAACAAGUUUAAUGCUGCUGCAACCAUAUCGUCCAAACAACGACACCACAACCAAACAUCCACAUUCAAUUGUCUGUUGUCCUGUGUGCACCAUCACCAGCAUCACAAUAACCACGAUCACGGCCAUAAUGGCGAGGAUGAUGGUGAAAUUGGUCAUUGCACGGCUAGCAAUGAGGAACACAAUGGUGAUGACAACAAAGAUUCCGAUCAUGGCGACGAUGUUGAUGACGAUGUGGACGUUGAAUUUGGCGUAGGACGCAAUAAGAAUGGGUCGCCCGACUUAUUCGAUGGCAAUGAUGAUGGUGAAUCGAUGCUUAGCAACCCGGAUGCCAGCGACAGUGGAAACAGCGGAAAUGGUAAUAAGAAGAAACAUCGCCGUAAUCGGACCACAUUCACAACAUAUCAAUUACAUGAAUUGGAACGAGCGUUCGAGAAAUCACACUACCCCGAUGUGUAUAGCCGAGAAGAAUUGGCAAUGAAAGUGAAUCUGCCCGAAGUACGAGUCCAGGUUUGGUUUCAAAACCGAAGGGCCAAAUGGAGACGACAGGAAAAACUGGACGAUCAAAGUUCCUACCGAAGUCUUGGUGGCAAAGAUUAUGAUCCAAGUCCAACCAAUGCAACUGCGAUGCAAUUGUCAUCAUCGCCGCCACCAUCACCAUUACCACCAGCUCGGUCUUCAUCAUCGUCGUCAUCCGGUCGUCCGAUUACUUUGGCCAGCUCAACAGCAAUAAAUUCAUCGGUUGUCAAUCCGAUCAAAUCUCAUGCAUUCAAUUCGAAUUUCCUGAUGCCCAGCAUAGGUGUGACAUCACCAUUGAUGGCCAGUGGCACAUCGUUUGUAUCAAGUUUGGAUUCUUGGCUUGCAACGGCUGCGGCCAUCGGAUUUGCAACCAAUUCAACGACGGGUCAACAACAAAUGCCUGCACCACCCACCACCUCAUCUCAUGGUCCAUUUUGUAGCAUGUUUAGUCCAUCCUUUUAUGCCAGUUAUUCCAAUUAUCUACCGCAUCCACACGGAUUUGACCAGCAACAAUCAUCGACCAAAAUACCACUAUUGGCCAAUACAUCCAUUGAUCAAUCCAAUGAUCAAGAAAUGGAACAGAAAUCUAAAGUGACCUGGCCAAUCGACGAUAACAUGGCAAUCAGGGAAGAAUUACGAAGUAAAAAAUGCACAUCAACAUCAAUCAGCCCUUCCACUAGUCCAUUGAAUCUUUCUUUAUCGAGUGAAUCGAUAACCAAUCAGCCAUCAGAAUCGAUUGAUAAUGAUCAUCAUGAUGGCGAUAAACCAGUGUGUCUCAAUCACAACAGCAUCACUGCUGACGUCAAUCAAAAGUGACAAUUUUAUACAUAUGAUAAACACUGGAAUAAAUUGAAUUCAAUAAUAAUAAACGAUAAAC
This is a messenger RNA of Dermatophagoides farinae (American house dust mite), 1711 nucleotides long. RefSeq lists its product as uncharacterized. The record is from RefSeq and is a predicted model, not a curated record. Gene Ontology annotation, biological process: positive regulation of transcription by RNA polymerase II. NCBI's taxonomy places the organism in Eukaryota, Metazoa, Arthropoda, Arachnida, Sarcoptiformes, Pyroglyphidae. Gene Ontology annotation, molecular function: RNA polymerase II cis-regulatory region sequence-specific DNA binding; DNA-binding transcription factor activity, RNA polymerase II-specific.